This is a messenger RNA of Gopherus evgoodei (Goodes thornscrub tortoise), 6099 nucleotides long. RefSeq names its product tapasin-related protein-like. Lineage: Eukaryota; Metazoa; Chordata; Testudines; Testudinidae. The record is from RefSeq and is a predicted model, not a curated record. Bases 83 to 1405 code for a protein of 440 amino acids. The transcript is spliced from 9 exons.
AAAGUGAAACUAAGACCAGCUAAAGUUAUGGAGCAAGAAGAGAGUCUGUAGAGGGUGGCUCUGUACCUAAAGCAACUCCACUAUGAAUUUUAGGAUUUAUUCUGCAGUUUAUUGCUUCCUAUGCACUGGAAUCCUAAAGCACCAUAAUGGAGUUGCAACAGCAGGUUCAACCUUUAGUCAAAGUAGGCAGCUUUCCUGCUUGUUUGAGACAACUGAAACAAUCCCAUUGUUAAGUGAAUUCAAGUACAUCAGACAGAAUGCCUGGCUCCUGCUAAGUGGAACUGAGAGACCUCACCAAGAAAAUCCUCCUGCUGCUGAUACCCUCACGUUUAUUGUACAAGAGUCCUCACUGGAUAUUCUCCAACAUAUGGACGAGGAUACUGACCAGCUUGAAUGUAAGAUUAGCAGAUAUUUUACAGAUAACACCCAGAUCUUCUGGCCUGGGUUACAAACUCAGCUUCAUAAACUAGAUUCAUGGUUCACUGGCACCAUAAGGCACCUGGCUGACAAAUUCACCGUUACAGUCUUUUUGGUACAAUCAAGUGCCAGCAAAGAGGCAGAGAACCAAGUCCCCGAAGAUGUUUCUCAAGGCAACGCAGAGAGAUUUUAUCUUUCAGGUGUAUUCUUGGUACGCACAGGACCCUCUCUAAUCCAGUCUGGCUUGAAUAAGGAUGUCCUCCUUAGCUGUGCUUUCUCAGUUGAUCACCACACAGAUGUCACCAUCAAAUGGGUAUUCCAGCAGAAAGGAGGACACACGAAGCUGAUAUUUGCCUACAAUGGAUUUACCAGGCAGGUGGAACACAAGGAUAAACGGGCUGAGAUGUUUCUAGCGGAGAUGCCGAAGGGGAAUGCUUCUCUCUUACUAAGAACAGUGGGAGUAAGAGAUGCAGGAACCUAUUCUUGCUCAAUAUUGGUGUCGUCACUUCUUUGGGCACAGAAUGUCCAGCUGGAAAUAGUAGAAAAGCCCACAGUGACCCUCAAUGCUGAUGUCCUGUCCCUGGUGGAAGGAGACGAACAGAGGCUGGUCUGUGACAUCAGUCACUUUUACCCUCAUGAUGCUGAUGCUCAGUGGCUUCAGGAACCAGUGGAGCAGGGGAUGCUCCCACAUGUGGUGACUCACGUUGUCUCUAGUAGUCACAGGCACAACAGCGAUGGGACUUAUAGCUUCUCCAGUUACUUCCUGCUUAAGGCCUCCCUCAGGGACGAUGGGCGUAGGUACACCUGCCGGGUGGAACACCAGAGCCUGAAACACCCAAUCAAGAAGAGCCUGACGGUGAAAGUGACAGAAUCUACCUCAACAACUUGGUUCCUUGUCAUCCUAUUGGUCCUUCUCGCUGGGUGUCUUGUUGUGAUGUUGUAUUACCUUUACCGAGGGAUGAGCGCCAAUAAGCCAAAACCUUACUAGAGCACAAGACCUUUCAGUCCAGUCAGGACGUGCUGCUCCCCAGCUGAGAAAUGAAUCACAGCACAAGAGUGUGGAAAGAAAGAACAUGUGCCUCUGACUUCAUCCUGCGCUAGAUUUGCCCUAGUAACUCCGGCUGGUGUUUCUCCAAACAGUGGUCUGAUUCUGUGUUGCCUUGUACACUUAUAAAAGCUAUGGCUGGUGGGAGUGGAGAAUUCUGAUUUGGUUGUGUUACACGUAAGUUGCAAAGUUGAGCCUGCUCUGCACACCGUAAUUUUUUUGUACUGCUAUGAGUGUUUGUUGGUUAGUGGUAUGAAUUUUUCUUUUUAACUAAUGCAGCUGGUAGUUAUGCCAAUAUAUUCCCGUCGGUAGACACCUAGUCCCCUUACCACAUGGAAGUGAGAUGCACUAAAAUAAUGUCUUCCAUACUAGGGGCAAUUGUACUACUGUAUGCUGGUAUAGUUAAUGGAAUACAACUUGUAUGCGUACAAGGCCAUAGAUAAGAUCCUUUAAAAUUAUGGGCCAGAUUCCUCGUUGCCCUGCCCCUUGUAUAAUCAUUUACACAAGUGCAGACUGGGUAUAAAAUAUUCCCAGUCUGAUUUACUAGCAUUUUGCACUGAUUUUGGCCAAGCUUUACACUAUGAGAGUGAUAGCAGCAUAGCUAGCUGUAGGAUAUGAAAAGAUUUUUUUUUUCUCAUCGCUGUAAGAACAAGUGAUGGUAAUGAGGUUGAUGGAAGCAUUCUCCUGUUGACCUAGCUAUAGAUGGGAGUGUGGAUCUAUAUAGACCAGGCCUUUGGGGUAAAAAAAGCUACACAAGGGGCGGGGUAGUGGAGAAUCUGACUUUAUGACCUCCAUGAGUUUUCACCAGUAUUUCUCAGUCAUCAAUCAGAUGUCCUGUAUUUGCAUGUUAGAAUUGUUAUGGCUGGGGGCUUACGGGUGGUGGUGGGUUUUUUUUAAAGCAACAUGGGUGCUCAGGUAAUUUAUCUUAGUAAAUGAACAGCAAGAGUUCUACUCUGUUCCCUCUGUCUUGCCUCCACCCUUGCUGGUUUGAGCACCUUCGCUGCAGUACUUGCCCUCCGAAACAACUUUCCUGUAGGUCUCUGCUUUAGCCUUCCACAUAGCUUCACACGUGUCUUUGCCCUGCUUAGUCCUAUUAAUGUUUCUCUUGUAGCUAUAGAAAUGCUUUAAUUUAUUUAACAGGCGGACAAUACCUUCACACCAUUGUUACUCUAACUUGUGCCAUCCCUUGCCUGCUCACUGGUUAGUAUCAUUCUCAUCUGCCUUGGGGGACACAGUUUGUAGGGAAAAAAAAACCUUAUGCAAAAUGGGGUGGCAUCAGGCUGUACGUGCCAUUGCUCAGGCAUGGUUUUUAUAUCGGUGCUUCUUUUUGAGGAGUUAAAAGAAGAUAGCCAGUGCCCAAAAUGUAAAUUAUGUGCAUAUGCAAGAAUUAAGUUCUACACCUGAAAACAAUCCAGAAAUGGAAGCUAUUGCCAGAACGUGGCAGCCUGUUUGGUAAGUAAAUAUUCCACCAAUGCCCUGCCAUCCCUGUGGGCUGCUUGUUGGGUUUCCAGGUGACAUUUAAGGUAUUGAUUUUGACCUAUGAAGCCCAAAAUGGCUUAAGGACCAACCUACCUGAAACUCUGUCCUUGAGAUGAGCAGACGGGCUAGAGUCCUAGGGGGCUACUGGCUGAGCAAUUCUCUGUGCGGCCCCCACAGCUUUAGAAUUAACUCCCCCUUCCCCUCAUCUGAAAUAGACUGUCUGAUCAACCUCUAGGCACAUUGCAAAGCUUACCUUUUAGUCCCCAGGUAUUUGAAAAUGGUGGUUGCAUGCAGGCAGGUUGGUUAUAAGGGUGGGAAAUGGUUGGAGAGAAAAGGUAUUUGAAUUUUAAAGUUGCCUGGGUCUCUGGCGGUCAUUUACAUUGUUUGGCUGUAUGUGGAAGAGCUUGAAGUCAUGGUGUCUAGAAUGUAUCGUACCUGUGCAAAUCUGAAUCAACCAAUCUGCUUGCUGGCUUUCUUAAAUGCAAAGGGGUCAUUAAACAUUUAACAGCAAUAAAGCCCCAUAAGUGAAACUCAAAGUCUGAUUUGUUUGACUUGAUUCUUAAUCUCUGGCAUAGGCUCUGUGGAUUUGUUACUCCUCAGGUCUCAAUAUUCCCACCCUGGUUUUUCCCUGGCUAGCUCUAUAACAGAGGCCUGCCGUUGUGUUUGACAAGGUUUCGUGCGAAUGUUGUUUUUAGUUUGGGCUCAGGUUGGUUUGCACCGUCCACUCCAUAGAGUUGCAUGGAAAGAUUGUCUGUAUACUUGGAUUUUAUCCACAGGUGUAGCUGCAUUUACUCCAAUACGAGUCACACUGUGACUUUUCAGACCCAGUGACUGAAAUUUCAGAGUGAAAUCCUGGCCCCCAUUGAUUUAAAUGAGGACAGGAUUGCACCCCCACUGUAGGCCAGAUGAGGUUUGAAGUUCUGUUUACACAGUGCCCUUAUCAAAACCAGGUUGUGCUGGCUCCUGGGAGCUGGCAGGGUGGGAGAAGGAGGCUCCCCCAACCUUUUCCUAGUCACCAUCCUUGCUCUGAAGGAGAACAAGAACUGCCCCUGGUUAGCACCAGGCCUAAGGCCCCACACCCUUCAUGCUGACCCACUGCAUGGGAUGCUGCAGUUGGGAAACAUCUUUAUGAGUGGUACAGCAACAGUGCACCCCAGAAUCUCUGCCUGAGGCACACAGCCCCCACCUGGGCCAGUGCACAUCAUCACUGCUCCCCCUGCUGUAGAUUCUGGUGCAAAGCAACAAUUAACCCUCAUUUUAAGCUGAGGGAGACGAAGGGAGUUAGACACCAAUCUCCCUUUGGCUCUUUCAAAAAUCCCAGCUUUAAAGUGCUUUGGACUCUGCCUGCUGCAUCCCAAAGGAUAGAAGAGACUGUGGUGUAAUACUCCCCAUGACACUUACCACUGUAUUUUCUUUGAGGUAUAAAUCAAGGAAGAUUUAUUCUGCCUCCUGGUUUUGUUUCCCUCUUGUUACAGUGUUGAAGAUAUAAAGUUGCAGGGACAGUGGAGUAAUGCCUGAAGCCUGAGCAACACUAGCUAAUCUUCUUUUGUGGUUUGUUCACUGAAGAUGUAGGAACACUUUACUGCUCCUGUGGCCGCCAGACAUUUUCUGAGAGCUCCAGGAGGGAAGGACCUGGGACAUUACAACUGAAUUUCCAAACUACAGGGAUUUAAAUGAGGCCUUAUGAGUUUCACCGAAAAACCAAUUUCAUACCUAGCACAGGGAGAACAUUUGUAAGGGCUCAAAGGCUGGUGGAAUCCAGGUAAGUUAUGCCAGGUGGUUAUUGAAAUGUGCAUGUUUUAGACUAAUUGAGUAGCUGCUUCUUUUCCUUUCUCCCAUGUGGUUUGAUUAGUAGUAGGAACCUAUGUUACUUCAAGAUAUCGUCCUAAAUUACUUAUUAGUCUUGAAAGGAGGGGGACUGUGCUUCAAAAAAGUACUCUAGUGAAAUCAAUUCACCUCAGGGGAGGUCGGGGGGAGUGGAGAGAACACGAGAGCCAGAUUCUCAAUUGGUAUAGUUCUAGCAAAGUCAAAUGAACUUCAGUGAUUUCUACCACCUGGAAGUCUGCUUGUCCUGUUGACUGAGGCCUAACCCUAUUGUAUAAAGCACCUUUAAAGCAUACCCAAUAUAACUGACCACAUGAGGGGCAGGUACCACUUUGAUACCAGUAUGGUUAAAGCAGGACAGCUUCUGCCUGGAAACAAACCCAUAGACAAUCUACAGAGCACUGAUAUUCAAAAGCUUGUUACUGGAGGUGCUCUUAACCUAAGAGGCAAAAAGUCUUCACCUCUUUACAAUAUUAAGCUCCCUAGAACAAGAGACAUGGUGCCGGGAAAUGGCACUAUGGAUUAGUAAUGACUUCUGUGGGGGGGGUUUUAAAGUAAAUAAUUCACAAUGUUAAAAAGAGAGAAACACCCAAUUUGAUAGACUGCUGGUUUGGAAAAUUUAUUUGUCAGCUCGUGACAAGCUAGGGCACUCAUUCAUUGUUUUAACACUGAAUGAAGGCACUGGCCGUUCAUAUUGUUGAUAGCUUAUGUUUAAUAUAUAUCUUCAGUGGCAGAUUUUAAAUGGCUAAGUACCCACUUCAGUCUGAACUUAGCUUUACGCACAUGCUUACGUCCCAUUGAAUUUAAUGGAACUUAAGUACACGAUUAAAUGGUUAGCUGAAUUGGUCCCAAAUUCUAGUCUGUUACACCAAGAUGCAUGAACAAAAUUUGGUCCACAGUGUGUUGGAUCAAUUUUCCAUUUUGAAAGUGUGUCAUAACUACUGAGUUAAGACACUAAGUAUGGAGUAUAUUUUAAGAGCUUCAGGUGAUGGAAAUUGGUUCUGAUCUCAUAAAGCAGGAAUAACUCCACUGUAAUUCGUGGAAGUAAACCAGCAUAAAACCACAUGAGGGAGAUCACAAGCAACCCUGCAGGGGGCAGUUGAAGCCAAAUGCUUUAUCAGUGCACAGAAAUCGGUACGCUUACAGGCACAAAAUAUGUUUUUUAUUGUGAACUUUGCAAAGACACGAUUAAGCAACAAAAUAUACAUUUUUGAACCUUUAGAAUUAGUUUUUAUACAUAACAAAUACAAUAUGCUACCAUAGCAAUAAAUUAAAUGUACAUUAUUUACACAAACAUAGGUAACCAGAAACUCUACAAUGCAUCACCUCUCUAC